UUGCUGGUAAAGUUUGUUUGUAACAUUGACGAGGCACACCAGAACCGGAUAACCUCCAUUGAUGAGGACCCCUUCAACCUCAAGAAGACGGAGACCGCCAUACCAAUUCCAAGUUUCCAUAGAUGCCACUAGAAGAUGGCAGCAAAACCUUUACUGUGGAUGAGGCCCUUGUGUCUAUGGGAUUCGGAAACUUCCAUGUUCUUGUGCUCUGUUACGCAGGCAUGGCUUGGAUUUCUGAGGCAAUGGAGAUGAUGCUGCUUUCUUUUGUUGGGCCAGCUCUUCGAUCAGCAUGGGGCAUCUCAUCUCAUCAACAAAGCCUUAUAACUAGUGUUGUUUUUGCUAGCAUGCUCGUCGGAGCUUAUUCAUGGGGCAUUGUUUCAGAUAAACAUGGAAGAAGGAAAGGAUUCCUUAUGACAGCUAUGGUUACUGCUGGGGCUGGAUUUAUGAGUGCACUUGCUCCCAAUUAUAUAAUGUUGCUUAUUUGUCGUUGUUUGGUUGGUGUUGGGUUGGGAGGUGGUCCUGUACUCUCAUCUUGGUUUCUGGAGUUCAUUCCUGCUCCUAACAGAGGUACUUGGAUGGUUAUUUUUUCAGCUUUUUGGACUCUUGGAACAAUUUUUGAGGCUUCACUUGCAUGGUUUGUCAUGCCAACACUGGGCUGGAGAUGGCUUCUUGCCCUGUCUUCGAUACCUUCAUCCCUUCUCCUUCUAUUCUAUUGGGUUGCACCUGAGUCACCACGAUUUUUAUGCUCGAAAGGAAGAACAGCUGAAGCACUCAAUGUUUUAGAAAAAAUAGCAAGAAUGAACAAAACCAAGUUCCCUCUUGGUAUUCUUGUUUCAGAUCAACAAAUUGAGCUACAAGAAAAGAAUACCCCAUCAGAAGAAGAAGAUUCACAUUUACUGCCGCCCGCAGGUGAUGAAACCACAACUUUUAAGAAAGCAGAUUCUAAGACAGGGGCAUUUUCAUCACUAUUAAUUCUUCUUUCCCCAAAAUUAGUUAGGUCUACCUUGCUUUUAUGGUUUGUAUUUUUUGGAAAUGCUUUUUCAUAUUAUGGCCUCGUGUUGCUGACAUCUGAGUUAAAUAAUGGACAUAGUAAAUGUUAUCCAAACAAUUUGCAAUCACCAAAGUCACAGGAUGUCAGCUACAGAGAUAUUUUCAUCACUAGUUUUGCAGAACUGCCUAGACUUCUAAUAGCUGCCUUCACAGUAGAUUUUUUCUGCUAUUACAAGGAUAGUAUUCAAAUUUAGAUAUAU
Molecule: messenger RNA, 1250 nt
Organism: Humulus lupulus (European hop)
Lineage: Eukaryota; Viridiplantae; Streptophyta; Magnoliopsida; Rosales; Cannabaceae
Product: organic cation/carnitine transporter 7-like
Exons: 5
Coding region: 123-1244 (373 amino acids)
Biological process (GO): transmembrane transport
Cellular component (GO): membrane
Molecular function (GO): transmembrane transporter activity
Source: RefSeq, a predicted model, not a curated record